Molecule: messenger RNA, 10626 nt
Organism: Amphiprion ocellaris (clown anemonefish)
Lineage: Eukaryota; Metazoa; Chordata; Actinopteri; Pomacentridae
Product: rho GTPase-activating protein 44-like
Exons: 23
Coding region: 242-3253 (1003 amino acids)
Biological process (GO): negative regulation of Rac protein signal transduction; positive regulation of GTPase activity; neurotransmitter receptor transport, endosome to postsynaptic membrane
Cellular component (GO): postsynaptic density; leading edge membrane; presynaptic active zone
Molecular function (GO): GTPase activator activity; protein binding
Source: RefSeq, a predicted model, not a curated record
GAGAGAGAGAGAGAGAAACUGGUCCAGCAUCUCCAGAGCGGCGGAGCGAAGCGAUGACAGAGACACAAAGUCCUCAUCAGCAAAAUGAGCAGGAAUUAAGCCGCCGUGCGUCCGCGUUUCACCGCCGAGUGGAUGUUUAAAAGAACCCGAAGCUGCUCGGCGCGGAGAUUCGACUUUUAUCCCACCAAUGAGAUAUGUGGAGUGGCUCUAGCGCUCGGUGGUAACGCAGAAAACACGCAAGAUGAAGAAGCAGUUCAACCGAAUGAGACAGCUCGCCAACCAAACAGUGGGCAGGGCUGAAAAAACAGAAGUUUUAAGUGAAGACCUGCUGCAGGUGGAGAAGCGUCUGGAGCUGGUCAAGCAGGUUUCUCACAGCACGCACAAGAAGCUGACGGCCUGUCUGCAGGGCCAGCAGGGCGUCGACGUGGACAAGAAGUCUGUCAGGUCACCGUCGAAGAAGCUUCCUCUCACGACACUCGCACAAUGCAUGGUGGAAGGAGCAGCCGUGCUCGGAGACGAGUCUCUGCUCGGGAAGAUGCUGAAGCUCUGCGGGGAGACGCAGGACCGCCUGGCUCAGGAGCUCAUCCUGUUCGAACUCACCAUCGAGAGGGACGUGAUCGAGCCGCUGUACGACCUGGCAGAGGUGGAGAUCCCAAACAUCCAGAAACAAAGGAAACAUUUAGCCAAGCUGGUCCUGGACAUGGACUCGGCACGAACACGGUACUACCAGUCCACCAAGUCUUCAGGACUUUCCAGCAACCUGCAGCCAACGGGAGCGAAGGCCGACCACCUCAGGGAAGAGAUGGAGGAGGCAGCCAACCGCAUGGAGAUCUGUCGAGAUCAGCUCUCAGCAGACAUGUACAGUUUUGUGGCCAAAGAAAUUGACUAUGCAAGCUACUUCCAGACACUGAUAGAAGUCCAGGCUGAGUACCACAGGAAGUCAUUAGAGCUGCUCCAGAGUGUUCUGCCGCAGAUCAAAGCUCAUCAGGAAACCUGGGUGGAGAAGCCGUGCUACGGGAAACCAUUAGAGGAGCACUUAGCGCUCAGCGGGAGAGAUAUAGCGUUUCCCAUCGAGGCUUGUGUCACCAUGCUGCUGGAGUGCGGCAUGCAGGAGGAGGGUUUGUUCCGAAUCGCUCCGUCGGCCUCCAAGCUGAAGAAGCUGAAGGCGUCUCUGGACUGUGGCGUGCUGGACGUCCAGGAAUACUCGGCGGAUCCUCACGCCAUCGCAGGUGCUCUGAAGUCCUACCUGCGUGAGCUUCCUGAGCCGCUGAUGACCUUCGACCUCUAUAACGACUGGAUCCAGGCCUCCAACAUUCAAGAUCAAGACAAGAGACUCCAGGCUCUGCUCAACGCCUGCGAGAAGCUCCCCCCAGCCAACAACAACAACUUUAAGUAUUUGAUCAAAUUUCUCUCCAAACUGACUGAAGAUCAGGAUGUGAACAAGAUGACUCCUGGAAACAUCGCUAUCGUCCUCGGACCCAACCUGCUGUGGACUCACAACGAAGGCAACAUCACCGAGAUGAUGACGACCGUUUCGCUGCAGAUCGUCGGCAUCGUCGAGCCGAUCAUCCAGCAUGCCGACUGGUUCUUCCCCGGAGAAAUCGAGUUCAACGUGACGGGGAACUACGGCAGCCCCGUCCACACCAACCACAACGCCAACUACAGCUCCAUGCCGUCUCCAGACAUGGACCAGAUGGACCGCAAGCAGAACGACCAGAGCCGGCGGCCGCUCAGCGUCGCCACGGACAACAUGAUGCUGGAGUUCUAUAAGAAGGACGGCAUUAGGAAGAUCCAAAGCAUGGGUGUCAGGGUGAUGGACACUUCUUGGGUGUCGCGCAGGGGCUCGUCGUCCACGCGUAAAACCUCCUCCACGCCGCCGAGCGUGCACCCCCCCGUCCCGCACGCCGACGCCACUCUCGUCCCCGAACAGGAUUUCUCUGCCUCCCCCUCCCCCACCCCUCCUCCCACUAGCAGCGACCGAGCCAGUCCCAGCAUCAUUAGCAGCAUAUCAGUCCAUUGUCACAAGGCCUUGCAAUGGAUGAGCUCAGACGAUGCUUCCUCCAAUUGGUCGGACUCCUGUUACGCCUACCCCUCCCCCGAGGAGGAGAGGCCGCCGCCCCCUUACCCCUCUUCUUCCUCCUCUUCCUCCUCCUCCUCCUCUUGCUCCUCCUACUCGCUCCCCCACCACCACCACCACCACCACUUCUACACCCGAGCACCUCCGUGUAUGCGUCCCGUCGCUCCCGGCCCCGAGUCCGUUGCCCCCGGCCCAUCCCCUCCACCCCGCCGCACCGGCUACAGCCCGCCCCCGCUGCCCCUCCACUCCCCGUGCCCGUCCCCCCAGCAGCUUGACGUCAACUCCAACCCCAAACCCAGCUCCCUGCACCUGCCCACCAAGCAGGCCUGCCUGCCCGACGCUCCGCAUGCCGCCCCGCCCGAAUCCAACGGCUCCACCCUUUACAUCAAACCCCCGCUCGUUCUGACCCGCCACGACCUGUUCCCGGGCUCCCCCAAACCCCCCAACACCCCCCUGUCCGCCCCCCCUCCCUGGGCCACCUGUGCCUGUAGCCGAGAGCGAGGAGCCAAGCUGACGAGUACCCUGAAGAACAAGGAAUUGUCUCCAGUGAUUGGACAGAAGGGACUCCAGGGGACAGUGACCUCUAGUGGACAGUCCCAGCACUCUGAGCACAGUCCACACACCCUGAGGAGAGCAAAGAAGUUGGCCCCGAUCCCCCCUAAGGGCCCGUACUGCCAGUCUGGAGCCAUGUCGGACCAGUCGACCGGCCAGCCGUCUCCGGUCAGCCUGUCGCCCACCCCUCCCAGCACUCCGUCCCCGUACGGCUUCAGCUACCCCCAGGGCUACGCCACCAUCGGCUCCCCGGGUCAGCUUCAGACGGCCACCACCCCGUCCCUGUCCUCUCCGCCCUCGCUGGCCGGGACCCUCACCAAGGCCCGGCCCACCCCCAAGCCGCCCCGGCAGAGGCCCAACCUGCCUCCUCCUCAGCCCCCCACCACCCCCGGCACCAGCCCCCAGCCUCUGGAGCACUCGUCAGGUCUCCUGGACGGUUUGUCUCCCGGGGAAAGCAUGUCCACAGAUUCCCUCUGCAACCUGGACAUCCCCAUCAUUGACAUGGAACUGGAUGGUAUUUUUGACUUGCCCCACAUCUCCCCCUUCAGGAACUCGGUGGCGCUGCUCGAGUCGACCGGCGGCCGGGCGGAUUCGGAGGAAGAGUCUGAGAGCACAGUGCUAUGACGCCGCUGAGUUCCCCUCCCCUUUUAUUAAACGAAACACGACGCUAACCGCUGCACCGUCACUCAUCGACCUUCUCACCUCUCCGGCUGGAUCGCCUCCAGAUCUCCUCGUCACGCCUCGCCCGCCCAAACUGAUCCGGAGGAGGCCGAUGUGUAAAAACAAGCGCUUCUAUACAGUAAAAUAACAAAAAAACAACAAAAAAAGCCCCACAGCGAACACACACACACGAGGUGUCAGCGACAACGUUAAGGGACUUUUGAUCAAAAACGCGGUUUGACAUUUUACAUUAGCUGGAUUCUGUUCUUUCUUUUUUCUUUUUUAAACCCUCCUGUUGUCCUCAUUUACGAGCACCAAAAAAUAUUGUUUCCUUGUCUGAAAAAAGUCCAAACAGUCAGCAAAAAAUUCCCCAGAUUUCUGAAAAUUAGCAAAACCUUCAGGAAGAAAAUUCCAAGAAUUCCUUAAAAGUUUCCCUUAAAUGUUUUAUUUAAAAACAAACAAACCAAAAAAAAAAUUUGGCAAGAAAAUUCUUGGAAAUAUUUUUUAAAAAUGAGUAAAAAUCUUCAAAAAAAAUCCUAAAAAUAUCUACAGUGAUUCCAUAUAUAUCAGUAAAAUUUCUGUUUUCUUUAAAAACAUUCACAUAAAAAUCAACCAAAAUCCAGUGAAUUUCACAGAAUUUUGUUUAAAUUUUUUUUGUGAAUGUUCUUAAAAAACAUUUUUUCCUCCAAAAAAUGUUCAAAAAUUUCCCAAAAGUGUUGAAAAUGUGGACAUCAGAAGUUUCACUGUGAACUUUUUGGGUUUUUUUUCACAUUUUCAAACUUUAAAUUUGCAAAACUUCAGGAAGAAAAUUCCAAUAAUUCCUUAAAAGUUUACCUUAAAAGUUUUAUUUAAAAAAAAAAAAUCCCCCAAAAAUGAGUAAAAAUCUUCCAAAAAAUCCUAAAAAUAUCUAGUGAUUACAUAUAUAUCAGUAAAACUUAGAAUAUUUUCUUUAAGAACAUUUUUUUUGUGAAUGUUCUUAAGAAACAUUUUUAGCAUUUCUUUUUUUCCACCAAAAAAUGUUUAAAGAUUUCACAAAAAUGUUGAAAAUGUAGACAUCAGAAGUGAAAAUCAAUUUUUUUCCCCACAUUUUCAAAUGGGUCAAUUUUGACCCGCAGGACAACACGAGGGUUAAUGUAUUGUAAGUUUUUUGUUUCUUUCUGUUUGCCUUAUUUGAUUCACUUGCAAUAUUGCCUUUAAGGUCACGCAUGAGGCUGGAAACAGGCUGCUGGGAGGAAUGAGUGCUCUUCACUGCUGCUGCUGCUGCUGCUGCUUCUGAUGAGUGGAUUUUUUUGUAGAAGAACAAACACCACAGUACUGUACAUCUGUCCCGGUUUCUUCUUUCUCUUUCCCCUCCUUCAUCCCUCAGGGGUUGAAACGCCUCGCUCUGGCACGUGGUGGCAAAAAACAAAGCCCUGGAUUUCUGUCCCGCCUGAGCGUUCACUGUGAGUGUGCCAGUAUGUCGUUUUUGGAAAGUGUGUGUGCGUGUGUGUGUGUUUCGCCAGUGCGUGACGUGUUAAUCGAUGUGGUAAUUGUGCUAUAUGAUGUUGCACUGUUGGUGUCGUGGAGCAAAAACAAAAAAAACAAAAACAGGAAUGCAUGUUUUAGACAUUUUAGGAAAAAUAACUACGAGGUAGCAAAGAGGUUUAAACGCCCAGUCACACCUUCCUCUAUAUUUACAGUCAGGAUAUCAGUCACUGGAUAUUUAUUGUUUAUACUGUACAUUUUUCAGAGUAUAAGAUAUGAUUAACAUUAUAAAUCAGAUCAUAUUUUGUGUCCACGGGAGAGCUGUAAAGAUCAUUUCCGCUACAGCUGAGGCUAUAAUAUAUAUGAGAUCCAUACUACAGUUUAUGAGAAGAUGAAGAAUGAAAAACUCCACGUGAUUCCUCAUAUUUAGAUAUUUUUGGCAGCAAGCAAAGCGACGUGGGAUUUUUCAUUUUUCUUUAGCUAGGAGUAACUUCAGCUUGAAGAAUGUGGAGAGAAAGAUGAUAAUGUAGAGGUUUGGUCAUAUGAAGGUUGGAGUGUCAAACCACUGUGUUAAAAAUUAAAUUUACUGAAGUCCAUCCACAGAGUAGCAACAGGAGCUCUGAUUGGCCAGCUGUCAUAAGAGUCUAGCCAAUCAGAGUACUUAAAGUUGGACUUUUAAAGGUUCAAUGUGGAGGUUUUUUAUAAACAAUUUUAUUCGCUCUUUAACCCUCCUGUUGUCCUCAUUUCAUGGGCAACAAAAAAUGUUUCCUUGUCUGAAAAAAAUCCAAAAAUUCAGCAAAAAAAUUCCCCAAAUUUCUGCAAAACUUUCAGGAAGAAAAUUCCAAAAAUUCCUUUAAAAUUUCCCUUAAAAGUUUUAUUUUUAUUUUAUUUUUUUAAAAAUAUCCUCAAAUUUGGCAAGAAAAUUCUUGUAAAUAUUUUCAAAAAAUGAGUAAGAAUCUUUCAAAAAAUCCUAAAAAUAUCUAAAGCAAUUACAUAUAUAUCAGUAAAACUUCUAAUAUUUUCUUUAAGAACAAAAAAUCGAUUGAUUUUUUUGUGAAUGUUCUGAAAGAAACAUUUUUAAUAUUUCCUUUUUUCCACCAAAAAAUGUUCAAAGAUUUCCCACAAAUGUUGAAAAUGUGCACAUCAGAAGUUUCACUGUGAAAAUAUAUUUUUUCCACAUUUUCAAACUUUAAAACGGGUCAAUUUUGACACGAGGGUUAAAAAAAAAAGUCUAAUUCACAUUUUCUUAGCAACAUUACAGAAAUUUGUGUCAGUUUGAAAAUAGGGCUCCUGUGUGUCACUGAGGUCUUAAAAAAACAUUUUUUACGCAUUUCCUUUGUUAUAAUUCAUUGGAUAAGCAAAUUUUAUAGUAGUUUCAAUUUAAAUGCGUUGUUUUACAUCAAAGUAUUUAAGUAUAGCUACUGGGUUUCUCCUUUUUCAGGCUCAUUGCUGCUUUUCAUCACUACUGCCAACAGUUCAAGGUGACGAUAUAGAAACAGAAAUGCAGAGCUUGUAGUGCUAUCAGUGAAAAACUUCAAAGGUUAUGUUUAGACUCAUGAGUAGAAGGAUUUGGGAGGAAAAUUGGAACAUCAAUAAUUUUUUAAAAUGUAUAAUAAAGACAAUUUUUGUGAAUUAAUAGAACUAUGAAUAGUUUUUUAAUACUCUACCGUUCAAAAGUUUGGGGUAACUUAGAAAUGUCCUUAUUUUUGACAGAAAAGCAGUUUUUUUCAAUGAAGAUAACAUUAAAUGAAUGAUAAAUCCAGUCUAGACAUUGUUAAUGUGGUAAAUGACUAUUGUAGCUGGAAACGACUGAUUUUUAAUGGAAUAUCUCCAUAGAGGUACAGAGGAACAUUUCCAGCAACCAUCACUCCUGUGUUCUAAUGCUACAUUGUGUUAGCUAAUGGUGUUGAAAGGCUCAUUGAUGUUUAGAAAACCUUUGUGCAAUUAUGUUAGCACAUGGAUAAAAGUGGGAAUUUUCAUGGAAAACAUGGAAUUGUCUGGAUGAACCCAAACUUUUGAAUGGUGGUGUAUAUAUUUAUUUAAUUUUAAUUUAUUUUUUUAACUUAAGACCUGCUGCACUUUCACUCUCCUUUUUGCUCUGUUUUUGGUCUCCACCCCAAUCUAGCUUUUCAACUGCCAAAUGCUCUGUAUCAGUAAAGUUUUCGACCAUAAAAUCCAAACAAUGAGCUGAAAGACGCUAAAACCUUAAAUAUGCUAGCAAAAAAAAUAGGAAGAACAGCUGAUUUCAGUUUCAAAAUGUAUAAUCUACAUGCUAAUGUAAUGUUUUUUAAUAACUGACCGAUUGUCAUAUAACUCCGCUGCGUUCCUUGGCAGAGUUAUAUGACGAUCGGCAUACGUUUGUCUGUCUGUCUGUCUGUGCACAACAUUACUCAAAAACAGACCAACAGAUUUGGAUGAAAUUUUCAGGGAAGGUCAGAAAUGACACAAGGACCAAGUGAUUAGAUUUUGGCAGUGAUGCAGCUUAUAGUCUGGAUCCACGGAUUUAUUAAAAAUUUCUGUAGCAUUGCUAGAUAGCAGCACGGUGUCACUGUAACCGUGACUACAGACUUAUCAGGACUUAUUCGUCGGAAAUCAUACCACUGAUCAGCCUUGGCGGAGUACUGAGCUCUCUGAGAGCUUUUCUUGUUAUUGAUUUGUUAAUUUUUUUGAACAAACGUACUGUACAUUAAGUAAAUCUCUAUUUUAUCCCUAGUUUAUCCCUCACACAAGGAGUUUAUGUGGAGCUGAAGGAAAAAUCUCCCCAAUUAAGGCAGAAAAAGCCUCCCAUUGCAGGGUUUCAUUCAUAAAUUAUUGCAGAUAAAAUGUAAAAUAAUAUAAAACUCUGUAUUUACUGCAGUGGCAAACUCCAGGCUCCAUAUGUGACAACCUCGUACAAACAUGUUGGGAAUCAUCACCUCGCAAACCGCUCUGAGGUGUUUUAACAUCCAUCCCAUCAUAUCACACAACAAAGACAGCAAACAGCUCUGACUCACUCCCAGAAAAAAAAGGUGCUAUUUUGUCAUAAAUAAGCCCACUUUUUUCUGACAGUGCACUUUCAUUUCCAGCCACCUCCUCCACCUUAGAGUUUAUAGGAAACCCUGUAUGACGAUGCUGAUAUUUUUGGUCUACAUUAGUGAACCAGAGGCAAGUGCAAAGAUAUGUGUAUAUGUGUUUAUUUUGAUGAGAGUAUUUAUACAGAUAUAUUUCUGAAUGCUUUUUACUGGGUGUGAGGAGUUUGUGCUCCGCAUGAAUCUCGUCUGAGGAUUUUUAAAAAGUAUUCAAACACGGGACCAGAACUUCCCUGCUGCUGCAUCGAAAAAAAAAUUAAACCUUUUCAGGUUCGGUUUUAGGAGGAAACUUGAAAAUCGGUUCAACCGGUGGUUUGCGUAUGACAGCAGCAGUUUGUUAUUUGCCUUGCGGUGGGUUUUGUCGUGACCUAUCCAGAUUUGGACGACUUUUCCUUUUGGUCCUGAUAACAUCCACUACACAUGGCCUCAAAGUCGCUGUGUUGCUCGACCAUCAUGUUCCUUUAAAGUGCUCACAGGACUUCUGUAAAUACUCAAGCAUCUGUACAUAUCUGUUCUGUAUAUACCGACAGGGGACAAAUCCAUAUAUAUAUAUAAAUAUAUAUAUAUAUAUAUAUAUAUAUAUAUAGAUAGAUAUAUACAAAUACUGUAUUGAAAACUAUAAAUGAUGACAUUAUAACAUUAUACUGUACAUAUAAUAUUAUAAUGUUGCUGGUUCUAGCACAAUAAAUGCCACAUUCACACAGAAUGACAUCACUUUACAUGGAAAAAAACUCAACGGGCUCCAGGUUACAUCUAGUUUGCAGAUUUUCUAAAUGAAAACAGCUCAUGGUGUUUGUGUUGCAGAGUUCCUGACUUCACAGUUAACCACUUGAACCCUGAUUUUAGCUUUACAGUCAGAAAAAAACACUGCAGAUCCUCCUUCCAACACAUCAGUGCAGCUACGUGAUGCUACACGACAUUUAUUUUAAGGAAAAGUCAAGAUGUCUUGUGUUUUGUUUUUUUUUACGUUUUCUGGCAUAUUUGAUAUUUCUGAAAAUGUGAAUAUGUGUUGUUUAGGAUUUGAAAUAGUUUUCUGUGGGUUCGCACAACGUUUGGCCUGAAAACUUGGAAUUGUAGCGAUGGAUGGAUAGUAGGAUCCAGCAGGGUUUAAGGGGUUAAAGGAGACUCUGCGUGGAAACUAAAAAACUCCGUCACUGUUUUUUAACUAUUAGACGGCAGAUAAUAAACCUCCUCAGUUGGACAGCAAAGUUCUCAAUGGUUCUAGACAGAUAUUAGAUAAAAGAUUUCAGAAAAAUGUUGUUUUAAAGUUUGGUCAAACUGGAAAUAUUGAAGGUUUGCUCUGUAUUUAUUGAUUAUUUUGCAGAUUAUUUAAUCUAAAAUACUAUAAAAAAGCCCAAAUUUAUGUUAUCAAAUGACUUGUUUUGUCUGGCUAACACUAAAAACUGAAAGAAGUAUCGCAUUUACUAUCGUGACAUUGAAUAAAAACCCAAUAAAUUUCCACCACGAUGAGACUGAAACAAGAAAAUAUUUCUCAUUUUUAAAUUAAAAUGAUUUAAUAAUUGACAAAUUAAUAAUCAAAACAGCUGCUAGUGAAUUUUUUUUGUCAGUGAAACAGUUGUUUAAUCUGAUAAAUACAGCACGAAUUUGACAUUUUUAUUGAAUAUUUAGAGUCAAACAGCUUGAUGGUGAUAGAAAGUAGUUUUUUAUGACAUUACUGUUGCAGCUGAGGUGGAUCUCUGUCCUGUCUUUGUCUGGAUUAUCUCUGUUCCUCUGUGCUGCUCUUCGUUUUGUGCUAGAAGGUUUCAGAUCGAGGUUCGUACGUGCAGAAUAUAUCGACUUUAUUAACCCUGUCGAGCGGACACGGAUUCCAGGGGCAGUUUCCGGUCAUUUUCCAACCCCCUGAGCACUAAAAUCUGAAGGCCUUUUCUUUUUUUACAUGAUUAGGUGGAAUGUACCGAUGCUAGUUCACCUCAUAGAUCCUGAUAAAGGCGGAUAGUGAGUGUGUGAGUGGGUGUGUGUGUGUGUGUGUGUGUGUGUUGUGGACAUAGUCUAAGAGGGUGGAGGGGUGUUAAAUACGAAGUGUUUCGGGGGAGGUGGGGUUGGUUGUCCUGUGUGAAAGUCAGCAGCAUGCUUUUUAACCAUGCCUAUGAAAUACGUCUCAUCUCUGGUCCUAUAUAAAUGUGCUUGUAUUUAUUUUUUAUAAGUGAAUAGAUCGACCUUCGCAACAGAAGAAAAAUUCAGUGCUGCCCUUGAACCUUUUUUUUUUCAGUCAAACUCUCCAUCAGUUCUGCCAAGACUUUGUUUAAAUCCUUCCUGAUUUCCUGUUUGUCUCCACCGCAUACGUUUUAUCUAUAGCAAAUAAGAAAAAGCACAUCAAAGCAGAGACCAUCGUCUGUUUGUGGACAGGAAACUGCGCUUUCAGAGGACUAAAAUCUGCUGAAGAAUUCCCGUGAAUUUACACUGAAAUCGUAGGAGAAAUGCUAGAAAAGCGUACAGGUGUGUUUUUACCUGUGCGGUCUGAAGAUUACACUGUGGUGCAUGCAGCCAUUGCAGCCAUCUCAUCUUUUUUUUGUUGCUGUUUUGGCUUAAGUUCCAAGUAAACGGGGGCCAAAAUAAAAAAGGGAAAACAAAAAGUGAUCAAGGAAUCUUUUUGGAUUUAAAAGUUCUUUGUGUCAAACUGUAGUGAUGCUGUGGACUCUUCAAAAGUUUGGAGUGAAGAGGAAAUGCCUUUUUCUUGGACAUGCUAUCUCUCGGUCACCAAGUGGAACACAGUGUAAGAUUAAAAAAAAAGUUUAAAAUAAUCCUCAUCCGAAUGUUGAAACUAUUAAAAAUGUUUUUGUAUUA